GCGCGGCGCUGGAUUUGUGACGUCAGGCCGCCCCGCCAGGCUGGGAACGGGCGGCAGCUCUCUAGAGUCGCUUCUCUCCGUGUGAAGUGCCGCCUCCCCUCCCGCGGCCCGCCCGCUUGCCUUGCCGCCGCCUCCCUUGCUCCCUCUACCCGCCGAGCGCGGGCCAGCAGCCCGAGCGGAGGCCCGGGGCGACGAGGCGUGGAGAGGGCGGGCGGGCUUCGGAGCGCCGGGAGGCCCGGGUCUGCGGCCGGUCGGUGCGCGGCGGGCGGGCGGCGGGCGCCGGUCUAUAUGGCGGCGGCUCUUUCGGGCCUGGCUGUCCGCCUCUCGCGCUCGGCCGCCGCCCGCUCCUAUGGGGUCUUCUGUAAGGGGCUGACCCGCACGCUCCUCAUCUUCUUCGACCUGGCCUGGCGGCUGCGCAUCAACUUCCCCUACCUCUACAUCGUGGCUUCCAUGAUGCUCAACGUCCGUCUGCAGGUUCACAUUGAGAUCCAUUGAAGGCCUUCUGCUACUGACCAAGGCGUGUCCUCAGGCUCUUCGCACCAGGGAGCACCCAGCAUGAGGUCUGGAGGUGUGGCUCUUGACACCCGCCUGGCAAAAGCCAAGGGAGUGGUGGCUGAGCUGUCACACAGACUCAAAAAAACAAGAGAGGCGAACCCCUGCC
Molecule: messenger RNA, 661 nt
Organism: Manis pentadactyla (Chinese pangolin)
Lineage: Eukaryota; Metazoa; Chordata; Mammalia; Pholidota; Manidae
Gene: SMIM10L3
Product: small integral membrane protein 10-like protein 2A
Exons: 2
Coding region: 289-495 (68 amino acids)
Source: RefSeq, a predicted model, not a curated record